This is a messenger RNA of Camellia sinensis, 1368 nucleotides long. Its product is annotated as AP-3 complex subunit sigma. Gene Ontology annotation, cellular component: membrane coat; AP-3 adaptor complex. Gene Ontology annotation, biological process: Golgi to vacuole transport; intracellular protein transport. Lineage: Eukaryota; Viridiplantae; Streptophyta; Magnoliopsida; Ericales; Theaceae. The record is from RefSeq and is a predicted model, not a curated record.
AUCAAAAGUGUGGAAAAAUAAAAAAUUUAUGAAUCAAAUUAAUUUGAGGACAAAAUCGAUAAGGGAAAGGCGUAAUUUAGCAGAAGACAGGCCCUCGGAAUUUGAUUGUUGUGAUAGAGCGAGCUGUGUGAUCGAGCGGUGAAGACGCUGGGAUCGUGUGAGUCGCAGAUCAUCGGAAUGAUACGAGCGGUGAUUGUGAUGAACGACCAAGGCAAGCCUCGCCUUGUCAAAUUCUACGAUUAUCAGCCUGUGGAGAAGCAACAGGAGCUGAUCCGGAGUAUUUAUGGAGUUCUGUGCAGUAGGGCUGAGAAUGUGAGCAACUUUAUUCAGGCUGAUCCCAUUUUUGGACCAGAUGCUCGGCUUGUAUACAAGACUUAUGCCACGCUAUACUUUGUAUUCAUAUUUGAUAGUGCCGAAAAUGAGCUAGCAAUGCUAGAUCUUAUGCAAGUUUUUGUGGAGACAUUGGACAAGUGUUUCAGUAAUGUGUGUGAGCUCGACAUUGUCUUCAACUUUAACAAGGUACAUACUAUUUUAGAUGAAAUUGUGUUGGGUGGUCAAGUUCUUGAGACAAGUUCUUCAGAAGUUAUGAAGGCUGUUGAAGAAAUCUCAAAGUUGGAAAAGGCCUCGAAUACAAUUCUGGUUGUCCCAAAAUCUAUUCCUGGCUGGCAUGCUCGAUAGCACAUGACUUCUCUAGCAGGUGGAGGAUGAUAGAAGGAGAGAAAGCAAGCAUGCUGAAGGAGAACAAAAAGGAGCAACACAACUUAGAUUCAACCAUAGAAAAUCCAGUGUAAAGCUUUAACUUCACUUGGUCUUUGGUUUUUGGGUACCUAAAAUCUUGAAGAAUAGACACUGCUUACAAAUUUCGGAAACUAUUGAAAAGAGUUGUGUUGACCUUUUUCUGUGGUAUCACCUGACUUUGCUCUCCUCCAGCCCCAUGUGCCGGUGCUCUUAAUUGUGAUUGAUAUAUUGAACUUUGUACUGAUAAAUUUCAAAAAUUCUUGAAUAGUGUCAUAAAUGUGACUCGAGUGAUAUGGCUGUCUUUGUUGUGUGGGUUAUUUUAAGCAUAUUGUUUAUCAGACUUUCAAAUUGUUGCAAGGCUAAAGCCCUUCUACUGGGCGGGACUCAACAAAAAGUUGGAAAGCAGUCCGUCUUUCGGAACUCCCAAAUGCUUGUGGGGACUUUUUUUUUUUUUGGGUCUUGGUUGGGGAUCCUCUGAAGUUUGAUUUGGAGAAAUGCUAGACUUUGUUUUAGAUCUAUGAAUUCACUGACAGUUAUAUGAUAAGGGAGUCAAGUCUUAUAUGACUGAGUGUAUGACAAAUGACACUUAUCGUGUCACAUCAUUAUGAGAAAGUUUUUUAUUAGUCUCAA